Aspergillus tanneri is the source of this 1188-nucleotide messenger RNA. Its product is annotated as NAD(P)/FAD-dependent oxidoreductase. NCBI's taxonomy places the organism in Eukaryota, Fungi, Ascomycota, Eurotiomycetes, Eurotiales, Aspergillaceae. Gene Ontology annotation, cellular component: cytoplasm. Bases 1 to 1188 code for a protein of 395 amino acids. The record is from RefSeq and is a predicted model, not a curated record. Gene Ontology annotation, molecular function: electron-transferring-flavoprotein dehydrogenase activity; flavin adenine dinucleotide binding. The transcript is spliced from 6 exons.
AUGGCUACUCCACUCCGAAACAUAGUCGUCGUCGGUGGCUCCUACGUGGGAAAAACCGCCGCGCAGGAACUGGCUCGUCGGAUGCCAGAUACGCAUCGUGUUCUCCUGGUCGAACCUCAUAGCCAUUUUCACCAUCUCUUCACAUUUCCUCGAUUCGCUGUGAUCCCUGGUCACGAACAUAAAGCCUUCAUCCCCUACACUGGCAUUUUCGCCAAUACCGGUCUCCACCACGCCGUUGUACAGGCCCGCGCUCUCUCCGUACAAUCUCACCAAGUCCAUCUAGAUCGCGAAUGGCAGGGAUCGAAAAACCUUCCCUUCGACUACCUUGUAGUAGCCACGGGGACAAGGCUUAUACCGCCUGGUGGGAUGACACGUGAUGAUAAGCUCUCCUCCGUGGACUAUCUACAGAAACACCAGGCAUAUGUGCGGCGUUCCCGGUCUAUCCUAAUUGCAGGCGGAGGCGCCGUAGGUGUGCAAAUGGCCACGGAUCUGAAGGAACGGUAUCCUGAUAAGGAAAUCACAGUGGCGCAGUCGCGCGCACAGCUGAUGCCAGGGUUCCAUGAGGAACUCCACCGGUUGGUGAAGGAUCGAUUCGACGAGUUGGGAAUUAAAUUCAUCACCGGCGCUCGCGUCGUCAUACCCGAGACUGGAUUCCCCACGAACGGACAAUCAUUCAAAGUCUCCCUUACAAACGGCACGCAGUUGACUACCGAUUUUGUGAUCCUCGCAACCGGUCAAAUCCCCAAUAACACACUGCUGCGCGAUCUGCCUUCCACAUCUACCUCUGAGUCCGUGAUCAACCCUGAUAACGGGUACAUUCGAAUUAAACCGACGAUGCAAUUCCUGGAUCCCCAGUAUUCGCAUCUCUUUGCGGUCGGGGAUAUCGCAGAUACCGGGUUGAGGAAAGCUGCUCGACCGGGUGCUGCACAGGCAGCUGUCGUGGCGCAGAAUAUCCAGGCGAUGAUUGAAGGACGGAGUCCUCACGAGGUGUUUCCUCGUAUGCCAGCCGCUAUUCAUCUUACGUUGGGCAUGAAAUAUAAUGUGAUUUUUAGAAACCCCAACGUGGACGAAGGACAGACUGGGCCGUCGGUUCUUAAACAAGAUAAUGGACAGGAAGAUAUGAAUGUGGAGGCAUUCUGGCAGCGACUUGGCGUGAAUAUCACCAACACCAAGGAGUAUCACCUGUAG